This is a messenger RNA of Guillardia theta CCMP2712, 895 nucleotides long. RefSeq lists its product as hypothetical. Gene Ontology annotation, molecular function: metalloendopeptidase activity. The record is from RefSeq and is a predicted model, not a curated record. Lineage: Eukaryota; Cryptophyceae; Pyrenomonadales; Geminigeraceae. The transcript is spliced from 3 exons. Gene Ontology annotation, biological process: rRNA processing. Bases 167 to 799 code for a protein of 210 amino acids.
AGUUGGGGCCAUGCGGGGCGGAAGAUCUUGGGGGAGGGCAUCGAGGGCGCGCGUGGCGAUGAGCUUGUUGGUAUGUGUAAGCUCGUGCUUGUUGACACAGAGGCAUGCAGCAGCAGCAGCUAGCCCAUGGCGAUCUCUCUGCUGGAAUCUCCCGCUGCAUCCGAUAAUGCGCCGUGCCGGAUCGACGUGCGGUUUGGUUUCAUCGCAAAUCACCAGCAAGUUUCAACCGCACGUCGUCAAUCCCAAGAUUGAGCGAAGUCGAUUCAUGGCGCUACAACUAGUUGAUGGGAGUCAGAUGGGAGGAGAGGAAGAAGGAAUCGUAGUUGACAUGUGCCUGGAGGACAUUGACCUGUCUGAACAAUUCGUGGAGGAUCUCCGUUGGGACGCUCAUAGCAUUAUCUCGAGCGUGUUCAACCCUGAAUCCGACCUGGACUAUGACGAGCAUAUCGAGCUUUCCAUCGUGCUGUGUUCAGACGUCUGGAUAAGGGGGUUGAAUAAGAAAUGGCGGCAGAAGGACACGGCUACCGACGUUCUCAGCUUUCCUCAAGAGACGGACAACGAUAUCCUGGGAGACCUCGUCAUCUCAGUGCAGACAGCUGAAGCGCAGGCUGCAGAACGUGGCCACGACUUGCGGCAUGAGAUGCGGGUCCUCAUGGUCCACGGCUUCCUCCACCUCCUCGGGUACGACCAUGAGACGGGGGAGGAAGACAAGGCUGAGAUGGCAAGAGCGGAGGACAAGCUGCUGUCACGCCUGGGUUGGCAGUCUGCGGGGUUAAUAGCGCGCGUGGAGGGCGAGUGAUGAAACAGAAGUCAUGAUGCUUCAAACAGCUCUCAGCCCGACAACAGCUAUCAGCCUAUCCAACUUUUUUCGACAACUUUCUACCAUUGCUGAUGC